CUAAUGAAAAACGUCAGACAAUUAUUUGUCUACACAGAUUUUAUUUCAUAGUAUUACAUUGUAAUUAUUAAAAGGAGUUUUAAAUUUAAAUUUGCGUUCAAACGACAAAACUUUAAAUGACGGUGUAUAUUAAGAUGCAGCGAGGCAUGGCAUACCAGCGGUAAUAGUAUAGUUUCGCGCGAGUGGUUUUACAGGUAAAGAGGGGAAUUUAUACCCUUCGUACGACAGUUUACUUAUAUAUCGUAAUAACGUAUAUACAUUAAUGACAGCGACAAAGUAUGUCAUCGUUUGAAAUAAAUAGUGUUACGGACUUAAGCCUACAACAAACUUUAAAGUCAAAUAGAAUAUUCGGAACAUAUUAUUUUUGGAAUAUUGUUUUGGCUUUCCUAAGUGAUGUUUAAUAUAUUACAUGUUUGAAAUAAAUUGAUAAGAUAUUCUACACCUGGUGUGUGAUACGUAAAAUGAUAUUGAAAUAUUGAACAGUGAAUACAAUAUGAAUACUUGCACGUUAGUAUUGGUAAUCAUUGUGAUCCAGGCACCACUAACUGUUGCAGAAACUAACUGUACAGACGCUGGAGUUGUUGUUGUAGCUAGUGUUUUUGCAACACUUGCUGUUGUUUUUAUUGUCCUCGCUAUCAUUGGAUUUUUGAUCUGGAGGAGACGUAGAGACAUUCUAAAGCCAGAAAAGUUGAAAACUGAUGUUACAGACAAUGGAAACAAGUUUGGAUACUCUAACCCAGCAUUUGAUGUCGAGAGCGGGGAAGGUACUCCAGGACACGAGUCAUCCCGGGAAUACAAGCAUGGAAAGAACACGUAUGUUUAUGGGCAAGAAAGAGAUUUAGCAAAGAAAACUUGGUCCUCGCUUCCACCUUCUGAUUUACCCGAUGUCCGUCAAAGAAAGAGUUCACUAGGUUCUCUCGACAAGUUUAUAUCUGACAACAAUAGAGAAGAAGUAUGGCUGACAAGCCAGGAUUUUAUUGGUCUUGGAUUUAAUAUAGCUGGCAGCAUGAGAGAUGGUAUCUUUGUCAGCCAGGUACAUAACAGAGGACCCGCUAAAGAAUCUGGAAAAUUUAAAGUUGGAGACAGAAUUAUGAAUGUUGGAAUUUCUUUCGAAAACAUGGUGUACGAAGAUGCUUUGACAAUUCUGAGUUAUGCCUCACCGUAUCCUGUGAAAGUCACGCUACAAAAGCAGCAGACGAUUCCAAAGAAUAGAAAAUUGAGUGACGUGAGAACAAAUUUGAAUCAUCCUUUGUACAGAAGUAAUUCUGUAGAUGUCUUAGACAUGCACACUAGUGAAAAAUCGUUUUAUCCAAAACGGGCGGCAAGUGAAAUGCACCACUGCCAGAGAAAUUCACCAAACGGUAAAAAGAUAACAACAAAUGGCCAAGAUAGUAUUAUAUUUGAAGAAUUUGGUGUAGGUGUAACAUCACCGGACAACGAGGUGUUUGAAAUACCAGCACCAAAGACUAAUGCAGUUGUACAUACAGUAACUAACGAUGGCAAAGAAAAAGUAGCUCUCGGGAAAGAAGUGUUUGGCGAUAUUGACUCCAAUAUUCCGGCACAUAAUGUUGAUUUGAAGAUUCCUAAUAGUGAAAGCAAAUCAUUAGACUCCGAUGUACCAUACUCAUCGUCCCAGCCUCAGUUUAUAGACCCAUUUGAAACAUUGACAGAACAAGAUAAAAUUGAUAUGCUGCGACUCAGUUACACUGACCCAGACGCAGUCGUAAGCUUUGAUAAACAACAGAAAUCAGCCGAUGUUGAUGUAGAUUUUAAAAGCGUUCCAGUUAAGCCAGAGCGCAAAAAGAAGAGUUCUACAAACAGUUCCCAUAGAAAGAGCGACAUUGAGCUGCAAGGCAGUUUACCUUCAACACCAGUACCAUCUGUAGUAGACGAUGAAGUAUUUGCUUCAGCACUAGUACCACCAACCGAAGCACCACCGCCCAUUCCGGUACAGGACAAUGAAGCCGACGAAACACUCGUUUUGCCGGAAACGAAAACACGAAAUGUAACAAUUGGCAGUAAGUCUAUCGUGUUUCAAACAAGACUAGAAACGUCUGAUAUUUUAAAUGAAGAAAAGACUACGGAGGAUGAUGGUUCUUCACCAGAUAUUCAUGUCUCAGAAAGUAAUAAUGAAGUCGCUGCAGGCAUACCAAAAGAUAUUUUAGGACUAAGUCCGGUUGUAGAAGAAACUAUUACGGCUACGCAAAUUCAGAAAGAAAGAAAAGUACCUUUGUCAUUAAACAACUUUUCACUUGAUGCCAACACCGAUGAAUGUAAGGAGAAGUGUUCAGAAACGACUGAUCGAAAUGAUGAUACAACAAAAAAUGAUGCUGACAUACAAAAAGUGUUACCAAGCAACUUACCCCCGAAUGAUAACUUUGACGGUAGUCUCACAGAAUCAGAUCAUUUUAGUCUUGAUAUGGAUUCUGUGAUAUUCAAGGAACCUUUCACUAAUAAAAAUACCAAGCAAAAAGAAAACAGUUUCGCUUACGAUAUUUCAGUGACUGAACUUGAGGCAAUGGAACAAGCGGUUCUUGACGAAGAACGCAAAAAACAUGAACUUCGAAAGAAAAAAGGAGGCAUUGCUUUUGAAGUCAGGGACGAUUAUGUUACUGGUGAAUUAAGGACAGUAAAUCACUUAAACAUUCACAGAACAGCUUCAUAUGAUACAAGCCUGUCCAGUGACAGAAUAUCUGCUAGAAAUAUUUCCUCACAACGGCCUACCUCAUUUAAAGGUGAAGGAAAAGCACGGAAUGAAACUGAUAAUGGUUUAUUAGAAUGGUCCGGGAAACGUCUUGUCAGAUCAGGGUCAUUUACUGAAAUACCUCAGGGUGACGCUGUCAAAGAUUGGACUGAUGAAAAAGACCUUAUAGAGGACGAUGCUGUAAUAGAAAAACACAUUCAGGAAGACUCUGUGUCUACAAGUUUAAGAAAACUGACAAAAGCUACAUUUGUUCAAUCGUUUAGGACUUCAGAAAAGGGUGUGGAAGAUUUGUCAGACACAGACUCGCAGUGUCAGUCAAUUUCUAGCUCCUGUUCAAGCGGAAAUGACAAAUCUCCAAUGAAUAGCUUUUCAGAUGUAACAAAUAUCAAAGACAGCAAUGACGAAGGUCUGAAUAUGUUCUCCGCCACCUCUGAAGACAAAGACAGGUCUGUAACAAAUCUGAAGUCAGAUAUUAUUACAGAAUAUUCCAAAACAGUAGAAAACGACGAGGCACUUAUGGUAACAUUAAAUACAGCUGAGAAUGUGGAGGAAGACUGUUAAUGUCCAAACUUGACAAAAUUGAUUAUAAAUGUUUAUCAGGUGCUUUAAUUCACAUCUAAGAAAGGGAAAGAAAUGUACAUACCAUUACAUAAGUAUUUUUUACAAUGUAUACUGACUAAUUCCUCUUAAUCAGUCCUAAUCAAAGCAUAUUUUUGUUGUUUUAUGGUUUUUAUAUUGUUACUUUAUUAAACUAUAUGGAUGAGAAUUAUCCUUUAAAAACUGUAUGUUUUUAAAUAUGUUUUUAUCAUAUAUAUUUCAUCUGAUUUGAACUAAACUGUUUAUGGAUAAAUUAUAAUGAUAAUAUAAAUAAUAAUAAUAAUAAUAAUAAUGAUAAACAUCUAUUUCUGGUGUCUCCUUUUAUAUAAACUUAAAAAUUAUAACAUUUGUUAUUUUUUAAUAUAUCAAAAACUACUAAAAGCAAUAGGUUGGAAUUUAGCAUGUUUAGUUUAAACAACAUAUCAAUAUUUCACUUUAUUCCUUUUACGACUUCAGCAUAUUUUAAACAGUCACAAAAUACAUAUAAAUGUAUGGAAUGUCUAUAGAUAUAACGAAUUAUAAAAACUGAACUUCUUAUGACUUUCUGAAAAUAGUGAGAUAAACGUUUGAAUUAUUAAGUACAGCA
This is a messenger RNA of Mercenaria mercenaria, 3887 nucleotides long. RefSeq lists its product as uncharacterized. Gene Ontology annotation, cellular component: cytoplasm; nucleus. Lineage: Eukaryota; Metazoa; Mollusca; Bivalvia; Venerida; Veneridae. The record is from RefSeq and is a predicted model, not a curated record. Bases 494 to 3265 code for a protein of 923 amino acids. Gene Ontology annotation, biological process: regulation of RNA splicing. Gene Ontology annotation, molecular function: protein binding. The transcript is spliced from 6 exons.